Messenger RNA from Penicillium samsonianum, 1395 nucleotides. Its product is annotated as glycoside hydrolase family 76 protein. The transcript is spliced from 4 exons. Bases 1 to 1395 code for a protein of 464 amino acids. The record is from RefSeq and is a predicted model, not a curated record. Gene Ontology annotation, biological process: fungal-type cell wall biogenesis; carbohydrate catabolic process. Lineage: Eukaryota; Fungi; Ascomycota; Eurotiomycetes; Eurotiales; Aspergillaceae. Gene Ontology annotation, molecular function: mannan endo-1,6-alpha-mannosidase activity.
AUGAGGUUUAAAGGUGCUGGGCAUAUGGUCAUAGUGGCCUUGCGCAUUCUACCGUUUGCCAGCCAUGUCUACGCGCUUGACCUGGAUGUUAACAGUCAGGAAUCAAUCAAAAAUGCCGGCAGCACCGCUACCUACAACAUGAUGACAUGGUAUAAAGAAAAUGGGACAGACAACCCGGGUUUUAUCUCUAGAUCCUGGUGGACAGGCGCUGCUCUGUUUCUGGCAUGUCUCAAUUACUGGCAUGCUACGAACGACACAACCUAUAACGAGGAAGUCAGCAUCGGGAUGCAACAUCAGGGAGGUGCGGGCGGAGACUACAUGCCUUCAUGGGCAGUAGGCAUAGGAAAUGACGAUCAAAUGUUCUGGGGCCUCGCGGCGAUCACAGCAGCAGAAUAUAAGUUCCCGAAUCGUCCAAGUGGUGACACCUGGCUCACCCUUGCGCAAGGUGUUUUCAAUGACCAGAAAGAUCCAAAUGGAAAAGGGUGGGAUACGACUAUUUGCGGAGGUGGCCUUCGCUGGCAGAAGGAAUUGUGGCAAAGUGGUUAUACCAUGAAGAACGCUGUGUCGAACGGUGGAUUCUUUAUGCUCGCAGCACGUCUCGCUUGGUUUACCCAAGAAAAGGGGUACGCUACGUGGGCUGAGAAAGUAUGGGACUGGUCUACCUCUGUGAAUUUGGUCAAUGAUACAACCUGGGCAGUGGCAGAUAGUGUCAGAAAAGGCACUGGGGGCCCCGAUGGUUGCAGCCUUCCUGACAACACCCGGUGGACUUAUAACUAUGGUACCUAUGUAUCUGGUGCUGCUUAUAUGUAUGCCUAUACAAAUGAUACUAAAUGGCUUGAUAUCACAAACAGCCUAGUGGAUUCGAUCUUUACUACAUUUUGCCUACCAGAACACGGUGGUGUGAUAACCGACUGGACGUGCGAAGCUGUGGGUCAAUGCUAUAAAGACGCGAAUGGCCCACUUUUCAAAGGCCUUACGGUGUCGUGGCUUGCAGAUAUUGCAUUGAUGAUCCCUUCUCUUAAAGACAAGAUCCUAGCAAAACUCCAAAUUUCUGCCGAGGGUGCUGCAAAGUCAUGCACCGGCGGCAACCAAAACCUCUGUGGUAACCGCUGGUACGGCGGAUAUGAUGAACAAAAUUCAAUGGAGAAUGCAAUCAGUGGUAGUCAGAUGAUGAGUGCUGUUAUGCUGAAAUUUCUAGACUCAUCUUCAAAACCAGUCUCGACAGCAACAGGAGGAAACGGCACAAGCGACCCCAGUGCUGGCACUGGGCAAAGGUCCGGGCCGGCACCGUUCGCUCCUAUCACAACGGCAGAUAGAGCAGGAGCUGGAAUCCUGGCAGUGCUGUUCGUGGGUUGUAUGAUAGGUGGAGUGGUCUUUUUGUUUAUGGACCCCUGA